This is a messenger RNA of Effrenium voratum, 1350 nucleotides long. NCBI's taxonomy places the organism in Eukaryota, Dinophyceae, Suessiales, Symbiodiniaceae. The record is from the annotation of a GenBank genome assembly.
AUGAGAUUGAUCGGCACGAAGUCCACUACAGCUGUCCGGACUGGGCUACGACAUUUGCCAGUACUGUUACAAGUCCCAGGUGGCCAAGCGCAAGGCGCAUCUGCCCAGCGUGAAAGGGAAUCACCUGAGAGUCGCCGAGCCUGGAGACUCCUUCUCUUCCGUGGAGGGCGAGAGCGCCUCCUCCGUGAGCUCGGCCUUGUCAUCGCCGGCCAAAGUGACCAGACCCGGCGAUCGGCGGCCAUCGACGGCCUCCACUCCUGGGCCUUCCAUGGAGUCGGCUCGAGGAGGGAGCUCUACGCGGAAGUCGUCCCGGCCCGGGCAAGUCAGCCGCUUCCGCAAGGCGAGCCAGGAGUUCUUGGAAUCCAGCUGGCAGCGAUCAGUGGAGGUGGUCUUUUGGAGCACGCUGGUCUUCGCAGGCGAGUUCGUGGGCGCGCUGUACCUGCAACAUCUGACUACUGCCGAGGAGAUCUGGCCUUUCCCUUUCCGUUUUUGACCGCUUGCCUCUCGAACCUGGUGGCUGGUUUGCUGGUUAUCGCUGUGCUCGCGCUGCUCAACCGGACCAACACCCGCGAGCAGUGCGGUGAGAUCGCCGCGGACGCGGAGGUCGACUUGAAGAUGCAGCUGAUGCUAGGGGUCUUGGUCACCUGUGAGAUCGGCGCUGCGGUGAAGGUUCUGUCGAACGUGCACCAUACCAUGGCGGCCUGGGUCUACAUGCUGACUCCCGUUGCAACCAUCCUGGUGGCCAGCAGCAACUUCUUUGGAAUGGAAGUCUUGCGGCAGGAGCUGCUGGUUGCCGCUGGUGUGGCAUCCCUCGGGGGCAUGCUGGCCGUGCAAGGGCCCUUGCCUUCCAUCGAGGGCCUGAACGCUCUGGGAUGGGGCUGCCUCGCGCUAGUCUUUACUGUGGCGCGGUGUCUUCUGACGCAGGGCGUCAUGUGCCCCACGAUUGGGCAAAGGCCGGGGGCGCUGUCGGUGGCCAAGGCGGUGCUCUUGGCCGGGUGCACCGUGGGGGUGGAGCUGUCAUUGGUUUACGAGUGGCACGGCUUUUGGUCGCUCCCCUGGCUGCCUUUUCCCGGCCGAGUCUUCCAGCAAGUCACCGUGAUAGGCAUUUGUGAUGCCAUCAUGGUCAUUGGACACACCCGGCUGAUACAGAUCACCUCCGCGGCCUUUGGCGCUCUGCUGGUGCCCUUCUACACCGUCACUGUCCUCCCAGUUGAGUCGCUGGACUCUCUGACCACCAUCUCGCUGGUGAACUGGCUGGGCCUCCUGUUGUGCGGGGCCUCCGCGGUGAUGUACUUCAAGGCCCGCAAGAAUGGCACGGAGCCAACGGAAGGCUAUGCUUCCUUGGCGUAG